Molecule: messenger RNA, 1964 nt
Organism: Astyanax mexicanus (Mexican tetra)
Lineage: Eukaryota; Metazoa; Chordata; Actinopteri; Characiformes; Acestrorhamphidae
Gene: mreg
Product: melanoregulin
Exons: 5
Coding region: 319-1032 (237 amino acids)
Biological process (GO): melanosome transport
Cellular component (GO): melanosome
Source: RefSeq, a predicted model, not a curated record
GUGCAGCUGGAACAUCUGUUUGUUCCUUUCAUUUGGCGAUUGCGGCCUCAAAGAGGUCAGAAGAUGCUCCAGAUCUCCUGAGCAGAUCCAGAAAGAAGGAUCACCAGCCCUAAUCCAGAGCAACCUUCAGCCUGCUGUGUCUGACCCUUAAUCUAAAUCUGAAUGGAGAAAUAGGGGGAAAAAAGUUGGUGAAAAAGUGAUCGACCGCCAGAUCAGAUGUCACGUUCAGGGGGCUUCUAAUCCAAAACUAGCUGAUGCUUCCAGCUCUCUUUUGCCUGUUUCUGUUCUUCGUUCCUGUCUCACUUGCUCCUGGUAAGGAUGGGUGCGGCCUUCAGGAGUUUCUGUGCCAAGUGGUGCUGCUGCUGCUGCUGUGAAGAUGAUGAUGAAGAUGAAAAGAGACCUUUAUUGGGUAAUGAAACAUUAGAGUAUUUUGACCGUGAGGCCAAAAAGAGGCGGGACCAGGAGACCAACCUGUGGAGCGAACCAGGAGACCCAUCCCACUCUGAGAGAGAUGAUGACCGGGUCCUUUAUAACCUCCUGCAGAGCAGAGAACAAACACGCAUGGGCUCACAGGGUUACCGGCGACUGAGUGUGGAUAUUGAAGCUAUGAGAGAGGUGAGGAGAGAAGUGCGGGACAAAUGGAAAAUGAUCCUGGAGAAUCUGGGCUUCAUGGCUGAGGCUGAUUCAUUGUUGAAUGUGUCUGCGAGUACGUCAUAUGAUCGUAUGCGAAAUGCUGCAGUUGCCCGAUCGCUUCUCCAAACACUUCACUCAGAGACAUCCAUCUUUAACAGCAAAGAGCCUCCGCCUGAGAGAUAUCUCUUCACCCUGGACCGGUUGAUCUAUUUGGAUGCAGCUGAUGAUUUUGUGGCCAAGGCUCGUCGUUUUUACCCUCCUAAAGAUGAUGAUGAUGACGAAGAGGAAGACCCUAUGGCUAUAAAUCUGCCACUCCUUCUUUCCCGGCUGAAUCAGAACAUGUCUGCAGGAGAUGAUGAAGAGGAUGAUGAUGAAGGAGAGAGCAGCGGACACGAUUAAAAACUAAGAUUAAAGCUAAGAUUUAAAAACUGAUUUGACUUUGUACUUUGUUAGCACUGUACAUCUGCAACAGGACAUAAGGGGUGAGGCAAGUUAAACAAAGACUAAUGUUGAGAUACAAUUAUUUUAAAGUGUUAAGUGAAAAUGUCAAGUUUUAAGGUAUGGACUAGUUUUGUAUAUGUUUAUAUUAUGUUUAAAGCUGGAUCUGAGGUAUAAGGUUAAGGCAAGUUGUUGAAGGCUAGUGUUAAGUUUUAAUCUAGUUUUAAGGUUAAUAUUAGGACUGUGGUUGAGGUUACUAUUCAAAUGCUUAUUACCAUUUAGGGUAUGUUAUUGUACACACUAUUUGUACACUACUUCUAUUCAUUUGCCAAAAAAAAAAAAAACAGUUAACGUGAGACUUUGGUAUGGUAUGACACUGCUGGUAGGAUAAUAAUUUACCAGUGUUUUAUGAUAAAUCUAUCCAAAAUUUGACACAAAUUGAGAGAAGUGAUAAAAAAGUAUAAAUCUAUUAUUUUUACUUCUUUUGAUGUGCAGCCAUAUUGGAUUCUAAACGUGAGCUUGGUGAGGCUCUCUUAACUUUCUGAGUUGGAAAUCCAACUCGGACUGUUUUGGGUAAAAUGUCCUCCUUGGAACUCAAAUGGAAUGCAGACUACGCCUUAAGCCAGUAUAAGGCUUAUAGACUAGGCUAGUUUUUAUGGCUAGUUUUAUGGCUUGCGUGAAAUGUUCAGCUAUCCUUAAGGCCUAGGCUGACGUUUAUUUUUGAAGGUUUAUUAAGCAGAGUGGUUUACUAAGGUCAACAUUACUCAUUCUUAAUUUAACUUCAUGUAAAUUAUUCAACUCAAACAUUCUGUAUCAAGGGCCAGAAUGAUUCAAAUAAAUAUGCCAUCUAAUUCAAUCCUAAAUGAGACAAUAAAUCAAAUAUUUUGAAACAA